AUGACAACAUCAAUGAAUAAUUUUCAAUUUGCUCCACUGAGGACUCUUGAUGACUUUCUUUUAGAAUCUGCUAGAUUUCAGCUACCUAAUUUUGGUGAUUUCGAGAAGUGGGGAAAUCGUGUAGUUAAAAAUCUGCUAUACUAUCAGACAAAUUAUUUUGUUUUGGGAUGUAUGGAGCUUAUCAUAAUCGGACUUUUCCAGCCGGUUAAAAUUGCUCUAGGAAUGGCAUCAAUAUUUGCUGUGAUUUAUGCCUUAUUAAUGAUUUAUGGACCGAAUCAAAAUCCUUCAGUUCAACAAUUACAAUCUGUUAAUAAAUAUGCAGUUUUUGGAUUAUUACUAGGAAUCACUUACAUCUUCUUGUACAUGUUUGAUGCAGUUCUACUCGUUCUUUUUGCUGUUUUGCUUCCAAUAAGCAGUGUUUUCAUUCAUUCCUCAUUGAGAUUAAGAAACUUGAAAAAUAAGCUGACAUCCACAGUAGAAUCAAUUGGAAUCAAGCAUUCACCAAUGGGACAAUUUUUAGAAGCUAUGGGUUUAAUGCCCGAUACAUUUCAGUAA
This is a messenger RNA of Chironomus riparius, 555 nucleotides long. The record is from the annotation of a GenBank genome assembly. Lineage: Eukaryota; Metazoa; Arthropoda; Insecta; Diptera; Chironomidae.